ACAUACCUUGCGGACAUGCACGACCAUGGUCGCGUUUUAGUGCGAGUGAGCUAUUGGUGCUUUCUGAAGGGCAUUGGAUAUGGCAUAAGCACCCACACAAAGCUUCCCUCAGAGGUCGCGACACUGCGAUUUCUUGAGGCUCACACCACAAUCCCUGUACCUCGCGUGUUCUUUUAUGACAACGAUACGGAUAAUGCAGUUGGUGGCGCUUGGAUGGCUAUGGAAUACAUUAAAGGCGUACCAGCUAAUUGGAUGUGGCAAGAAUUGAGUGCUGACCAACAACAUCAGCUAUGCACCGCCAUCGCUGAUGUUUACUCGGAGCUGAUGAACAUACGGCUUCCACAGAUUGGUAGCCUCUUCCAGGACCUACAUGGACAGUUCUUUGUAGGGCCUAUGACAACGAUGCAAUUCGGCGAAAACGGGCAGGUACCACCAGACCCGCACCGUUGUGGUCCGUUUCUCUCCGUAUCCGAGUGGCUUAUUGCUGUGGCUUCUGGAUAUCUCAAAUUCUCCCCUCGCGUUCCUCAUACCGAACAGAAGCAGAAUAGGAUGAAGUCAGUCAUUAACGAAAUUCGUGGAUCAGACCUCGUGAGAGAUGACGCUACUCCAUUCGUUCUUGACCACGUCGACUUCUCCAUGCAGAACAUCCUCAUCCAUAGGGAUAACCCUACCCAGAUCUCUGCAGUUAUUGACUGGGAGGGUGCAAGGUUUGUCCCGAUGUGGGCUGCAAACCCUAUAUUUCGUUGGCCAAUGGGCUUUCCGGCGGAAGAGAGCGAACAUUUUUUGCAGGUUAUUUCAGAACGGAUCUCAGAGAAUGUUCCGCAGUGGAAAGAUGCAUUCAGUCACGGUACUGAUGAUCUAAGGAGUCUGGGUGACAGGGCUGUACAUAGCACCCAAGCAGGCGAAGGCGAAGUUGAUUGGACAAAACCGCCUUAUCAUCAUCUGUCUGGAAAUAGAUUUUUUAAAAUCUGAUCCCCCUCUAAUGUCUUCCUUUU
Molecule: messenger RNA, 995 nt
Organism: Guyanagaster necrorhizus
Lineage: Eukaryota; Fungi; Basidiomycota; Agaricomycetes; Agaricales; Physalacriaceae
Exons: 3
Coding region: 16-972 (318 amino acids)
Source: RefSeq, a predicted model, not a curated record